GCCUUGCUCAGAACACUAUAACAUAGGGACGGAUGCUGUUUUACCAUGCAGUGGCUUUGCCAAGUGGCAGUGGGCUAUGACAAAAACUCUUGACCAAGCCACUGUGCAUGGUAAAACAUGUCGAAGUGGGUUGUGAUCUCAAACAUUUUAAUAGCGUGCGUGUCCUCUUGUUAUUAGGCGGAUGCUGCCGUUUCGCCUGAAUUAUAACAACCCAUUGAUAGUGUAUAGCCAGCUGGCAUACUUGUGACUACAGAUCACAUGAUUUAUAUGAGGGACACUGCUAAAGAUGAAGCACUUCAAGAGUUUAACAUCAAUGUACUGGUAAAUUUGCUGCGGCAGGAAAAUGGCAAAGAUUUGUGUGUGAUCAGAGUGCCCCCGGAGAUGAAAUACGUAGAAUAUUUUGUAAUUGUUGGUGGAACGUCGACCCGGCAUCUCCAGGCUAUGGCACAAUAUGUGUUGAAAGUGUAUAAGUUUCUAAAAGGAGAAAGUGAUCCCCAUGUUCACCUGGAGGGAAAAGACACAGAUGACUGGAUGUGUAUAGAUUUUGGGAAUAUUGUUGUUCAUUUCAUGCUGCCUGAAACCAGAGAGACCUAUGAAUUGGAGAAGUUAUGGACUUUGCGGUCACAUGAUGACCAGCUUUCUGAAAUGGCAGAUGAAGUUUUACCAUUGGAUUUUACUUUUGGACUGCAGCAGCCUAAAGACUGAGAUAGAUAGAUAGAGAUAUAUAAUAUAUAAUUAUAUAUCUCUAUCUAUUAUUUUUUUUUUUCGGCUUUACAUUUUUCUACUGACCGGGGCUGUGCUGUGAGGUUGUUUAACAUGGUGGAAGAAUAUUAAAUAAGAAAAUAAAAAGUAGGCUUCGGGCGACGCGUUGUAUGAAUUUUUUUUAUUUUUUUUUGUUUGUUUUUUAAUUUAUGAAGAAAUUCUCUGUAUAAGUGGUACUACUUUAGUAUAUCACUUAGUUAUAAGGUCCACAAUUUAUUGCCAAUUUUGUUCUUGAAUCAACUCAGAAGUCAGAGCUCUAUUUUCUAUUACAUCUUUUCACACCUAAAUUUACAGCUGCCUGCAGCCACCACUAGGGGAAGAUACAUGUAGACAUCUACUGUCGACCUCACAUGUUGUUGGCUAUGGUCACACCUAAAGCUACACUGUUUGUAGCAUACAUCAGCAGUGCAAUAUGCUGACAUAUACCAUGGAUUGCCCACUCAGGAUCCAUUUAACUGAAUGUAGUCUUACCUGCACUUUUAAAGGGGUAUUCCAGGAAAUCAACUGGAACAGAUUUGUAAAUUACUUCUAUUAAAAAUGUUUAAUCCUUCCAAUAAUUAUCAGCUGCUGAAGUUGAGUUGUUCUUUUCUGUCUGACAACAGUGUUCUUCAUUGUUCUUUUCUGUCUGGCAACAGCAAACAAGAGAUUUGCUAUGGGGAUUUACUUCUAUACUGGACAUUUCCAGAGACAGGUGUCAUCAGAGAGCACUUGGACAAAAAAAAAAAAACUCAUAGAUAUUCAAGUAUAAGGAUAUGACAAUAUUGCACAGUAAUUAAAUGUAAAAAAAAAUUCAAGUAUUAGGAUUUGGCAGUAUCACACAAUGUUGCAGCAUUCAAAUAUGCAGAUGGCAAUACAACAAACUCACAAUAGUUAAAUGCGGAUAUAUUAUGUGGAUAUAUUUGCAGGCUCAAGGCGGGUAUAAUUCCAAUAUGAUGUAGCUACAAAAUUGUAGCCCCAAAUCAAAACCCACCAUGUAAAACAAUUGCACACAUCCUCAUAGUAAACACACUUACAAGUGCUUAAUGGCUGGACGAUCACUCGCGUAUACCCCCCCCCCCCCCCCCAACGCAUUUCGCCAACCUGCUUUAUCUCCUGUUUCCCCUCCUAUGGGUUUUAAAUGUCUUGUGAUG
Hyla sarda is the source of this 1892-nucleotide messenger RNA. It is a transcript of the gene MALSU1, whose product is annotated as mitochondrial assembly of ribosomal large subunit 1. Gene Ontology annotation, molecular function: ribosomal large subunit binding. The transcript is spliced from 4 exons. The record is from RefSeq and is a predicted model, not a curated record. Gene Ontology annotation, cellular component: mitochondrion. NCBI's taxonomy places the organism in Eukaryota, Metazoa, Chordata, Amphibia, Anura, Hylidae. The coding region runs from base 259 to 705 and encodes 148 amino acids. Gene Ontology annotation, biological process: negative regulation of translation; negative regulation of ribosome biogenesis.